Xenopus laevis (African clawed frog) is the source of this 1630-nucleotide messenger RNA. RefSeq names its product phosphogluconate dehydrogenase L homeolog (gene pgd.L). Bases 74 to 1522 code for a protein of 482 amino acids. The record is from RefSeq and is marked provisional. The transcript has 13 exons. Gene Ontology annotation, biological process: pentose-phosphate shunt. Lineage: Eukaryota; Metazoa; Chordata; Amphibia; Anura; Pipidae. Gene Ontology annotation, molecular function: phosphogluconate dehydrogenase (decarboxylating) activity; NADP binding.
GCUAAGAAGCUAAUGUGACAUUUUGCCUCCUGUUGCUAAUUCUGUUAUAUCUGCAAUCCCUGACGCCUCAAGCAUGGCUCAAGCUGAUAUUGCCCUUAUCGGACUGGCUGUGAUGGGUCAAAACCUAGUGCUGAAUAUGAAUGACCAUGGUUUUGUGGUAUGUGCAUAUAACAGGACGGUUUCAAAAGUAGACCAGUUCUUGGCCAAUGAAGCUAAGGGAACUAAAGUUAUUGGUGCCCAUUCCCUGGAAGAAAUGGUGUCCAAGCUGAAGAAGCCACGGAGAAUAAUAAUGCUUGUAAAAGCUGGACAGGCUGUUGAUGACUUCAUAAAUAAUUUGGUUCCCUUGUUGGAGCCUGGUGAUAUUAUUAUUGAUGGAGGAAAUUCAGAAUACAGAGACAGCACUAGACGUUGCAAAGAGCUGAAAGCCAAGAAAAUUUUGUUUGUUGGAAGUGGUGUCAGUGGAGGAGAGGAUGGGGCACGAUAUGGCCCCUCCCUCAUGCCUGGAGGAGACAAACAAGCCUGGCCCCAUAUCAAAGACAUUUUUCAAAGUAUUGCUGCUAAGGUGGAAAAUGAACCAUGCUGUGACUGGGUUGGUGAAGAAGGAGCUGGUCAUUUUGUUAAAAUGGUACACAAUGGUAUUGAAUAUGGAGACAUGCAGCUGAUAUGUGAAGCCUACCACUUAAUGAAAGAUAUAUUGGGUAUUGACCAAGAUGAGAUGGCAAAGACUUUUGAAGAGUGGAACAAGACAGAAUUGGACUCCUUCUUAAUUGAAAUCACAGCUGACAUUUUAAAGUUCAGAGAUACAGAUGGCAAACACCUGCUCCCAAAGAUACAGGAUACAGCUGGACAGAAAGGAACAGGAAAAUGGACUGCUAUUUCUGCUCUUGAUUUUGGUGUACCUGUUACACUUAUAGGUGAAGCAGUGUUUGCACGGUGUCUCUCUUCCCUUAAGACAGAACGUGUAGAGGCAAGCAAACAGUUAACAGGACCAAAAGUUAAUACCUUUUCUGGUAACAAAAAGGCUUUCUUGGAGGAUAUUCGUAAGGCCCUUUAUGCUUCUAAGAUAAUAUCCUAUGCGCAAGGGUUCAUCUUGUUCCGUCAAGCAGCCAAGGAAUUUGGUUGGAAGCUGAAUUAUGGAGGAAUUGCAAUGAUGUGGCGUGGCGGCUGUAUUAUUCGUAGUGUGUUUUUAGGGAAAAUUAAAGAAGCCUUUGACAGAAAUCCGGAACUUCAGAACUUGUUACUGGACAAUUUUUUCAAACGUGAAAUGGAGAACUGUCAGGAGUCCUGGCGGCGAGUGGUCAGCACAGGGGUACAGUAUGGGAUUCCAAUGCCCUGCUUUACUACAGCCCUUUCUUUCUUUGAUGGUUACAGGCAUGAGAUGUUACCAGCAAACCUUAUCCAGGCUCAGAGAGACUACUUUGGUGCCCAUACAUAUGAACUCCUAUCUAACCCUGGAAAUUUCGUUCAUACUAACUGGACUGGUCAUGGAGGCAGUGUAUCGUCUUCAUCUUACAAUGUGUGAAAUGUGCAUUCCAAAGCUUGGUGUAUAGCUUUUACCCUUUCUGUAGUAGAGAGUUCUGCUUGUACUUUUGUAAUCAUUAAAGUCACAGAUUAUGUUGCUUUUCCUACA